Molecule: messenger RNA, 1732 nt
Organism: Panicum virgatum (switchgrass)
Lineage: Eukaryota; Viridiplantae; Streptophyta; Magnoliopsida; Poales; Poaceae
Product: lipase-like
Exons: 2
Coding region: 71-1477 (468 amino acids)
Biological process (GO): translation
Cellular component (GO): ribosome
Molecular function (GO): structural constituent of ribosome
Source: RefSeq, a predicted model, not a curated record
GCUCGCACAGCACCAGCCCGGCCACCAUCGCCGAGAAGAGCAGACCACGCGAGAGGAAGAGGGUUCUCGUAUGAGGAAGUGGGUGCGGGCGGCGCUGAUGGGCGCGCUGGGCGCCGCCGAGCUGCUCCUCAGCGCGGCCGUCCACCUCGGCUACGCCUUCUACAUCUUCGGCGCCGCUGUCGCCGCCGACGUCGCAGCCUCCCUCGUGAAGCGCCUCAUGCCCGCCAAGGAUGUCGCCGUCGCGAGCGAGGACGAGGCCGCGGCCCUGCUCGACGGCGCCGCGCCGCCGAUCGUGCUGGUGCACGGCAUCUUCGGCUUCGGCAAAGGCAGGCUGGGAGGGCUCUCGUACUUCGCCGACGCGGAGGACAAGGACGGCCGCGUGCUGGUGCCGGACCUGGGCGCGUUCACCAGCGUCCACGACCGGGCCCGGGAGCUCUUCUACUACCUCAAGGGCGGGCGCGUCGACUACGGCGAGGCGCACAGCGCGGCGUGCGGCCACGCCCGGUUCGGGCGGGCCUACGCGCGCGGCCACUACCCGCUCUGGGACGAGGCCCACCCCGUGCACCUCGUCGGCCACUCCGCCGGUGCGCAGGUCGCCCGCCUCCUCCAGCAGAUGCUCCACGACGGCGCGUUCGAGGGCCAUGCCGCCGCCACCUCCGCGCGCUGGGUGCUCAGCGUCACCUCCCUCUCCGGCGCGCUCAACGGCAGCACGCGCGCGUACAUCGACGGCGCGCGCCCCGAGGACGGCGGGGGCCGGUCGCUGCGCCCCGCGUGCCUCCUCCAGAUCUGCCGCGCCGGCAGCGUGCUCUACCACUGGCUCGACCUCCCUCCCUGGCUCAAGCGCUACUACGACUUCGGCUUCGACCACUUCGGCAUGUCGCGCUGCCUCGUCGGCGCCCGGGGGCUCGCCGACGCCCUGGUCGCCGGCCGGCGGGGCCCGUUCGCGACGGGGGACUGGAUCGUGCCGGACCUCACGAUCCAGGGCGCGGCGAGGAUCAACGCCCGGGUGCGCACGUUCCCGGGCUCCUUCUACUUCAGCUACGCCAGCCGUGUCCCGUCGGGGCUGCUGGGGAUCCACCCGCUGCUCUUCCUCCGCGCCCUGCAGAUGCGCCGCUGGCGCUGGCCGGCCGGCGCGCCACCGCCGUACGAGGGGUACCGGGACGAGGACUGGGAGGACAACGACGGCGCGCUCAACACCUUCUCCAUGACGCACCCGCGGGUCCCCGAGGAGCACCCGAGCGAGCCGGUGGAGGAGGAGGAGGACGGCGCCGGCGCCGGCCGCCCGCUGCGGCCCGGCGUCUGGUACUACCGGAUCGUGGAGGCGGACCACAUGGCAUUCGUCAUCAACCGCCGCCGCGGGGGCGUGCAGUUCGACCUCGUCUACGACAGCAUCUUCCGCAACUGCCGGAGUCUGUGCCUGCCGGACCGCCCCGCCACCGACGCCGCUCCGGAAGCAGAGCUGACGAAUCCGGACUGAGAUCUCGUCGAGCGGCCGAAUUUAUGAAAUCCAUUCUUGAUCCAUUCUUUACUUUCCGUGAUUAUUCUUUGGAUAGGUUCAUGUGAUCAUCAUCGGAUGAUGAUGGUGGAACUUUUGAAUAGUUUCGUUCCCGCUACCACCAGAAAGUAAUGCAUGCAUUUCCUACUGAUUGACUGUGGCCCAUCAGAAGUACACUCAAGCAGCAGCAGACUCCCUGACGGCCUUCAACUUGGGCUUCGCGGUUUCAGCUCUGUC